This is a messenger RNA of Cyprinodon variegatus (sheepshead minnow), 2689 nucleotides long. Its product is annotated as spore wall protein 2-like. The transcript has 4 exons. Bases 305 to 2170 code for a protein of 621 amino acids. NCBI's taxonomy places the organism in Eukaryota, Metazoa, Chordata, Actinopteri, Cyprinodontiformes, Cyprinodontidae. The record is from RefSeq and is a predicted model, not a curated record.
GGGGUGGGGGGGUAUGGGGCGGUGGGAGGAUUUAGCGCCAGCAGCGUCUUUUAGCGUCCAACACAACAAGCUCAUUAAGGUCCUCCGCGCGCCUGGAAACGGAUUUACGCACCGAGCACAAGGAGGAGUUUGGAGGACUACUAGGAUGCUGAGUACUUUUCCUACCUGUCAGUGCUCUCCACCCUGCGCUCCAUGACCUGAGAGCGCCACCACAGCAGGAGGAAACAAGUACCAGAAAGAAGAAGAGGUAUAAAGAAGGUUCAGGAAGGAAGUUCACCUGUGGUUAUUCUUUUCCCUUUCUGAGAUGGCGGCGACUGAGGCCAGUGCUGCGCCAGUGGUCCAGGAAGAAGGAAAAACCCCUGAAAACAAGCCAGUUGAGGCCGAACAACCGGCAAAAACCGCAAACUCAGAGACUGUCAACAGUGAGGUUGUGGAUAAAGAUGGAACAGCCAUCAACACUGAGGUGGUGGAAAACAAAGAGACUGUGAGCAAUGACACAGCUGCAGCAGCGGUAGAGGAGGCCGGUGGUGAGGAGGACGGAGCAGCAGCAGGUGGGGAAGAAGCACCUCCACAGAGCUCAGAAAACACCACCACAGAGCCCAAGACCUCAUUCCUGGACUCCUUCCUCAACAAGAGUGGUCUGGGUAAGGUGAUGGCGGGGAGGAAGAAGAAGGACCACACCACAGCCACAGGAGGAGCAGAGGAGGCCACCACCGAAGGAGGCGAGAAGGAGGGAGACAAGGGAGUAGAGGAAGGAGUCCAAGCAGAGGGAGCAGCAGAGGGAGGUGCUGAGGGUGAGGCUGCAACAGACAAGCCUGCAGAGAAUGGAGAGAAGGAGGAGGAGAAGAAGGGCAAACCAGCAGAGACCAAACAUACAGUUCGUGAUCUUAUCCGAAAGCCUGUGGCAAGGAUCUUCUCCCAUCGCAGCACAGAGAAGAAGGAUGGUGGCGCAGGAGAACCCGAGAAAAAAGUCAAGGUUCGUUCUAGGUCCCUGGAUCGCCUAGAAGAUCCUGAAGCACUUAAUGCCACUACAGACUCCACCGUAGAGGAAGGAGGAGAAGCAGGAGGAACAGAGGGAGAACAGAAAGCCUCAUCCUCCUCGGCGUCUACAAAGCACAUGAAGCGUUGGCACUCCUUUAAGAAGCUCAUGGCUCAGAAAACGCACAAAAAGAGUGGUGGAGGUGAGGACUGGAAGGAGGAGGGAGCAGAGGGAGAAGGAGGAGGUGGAGAUUCCUCCACACUGGAUUCCAAGGAGUCCGGGCACAAGAGGUGGAAGCUAAAACGCUCCUGGACCUUCCAGGGUCUCAAGAGAGACUCAUCUGUGGUUGGCAUCAGCGGAAAGGCCAAGAGCUCAGACAAAGAGUCUGGUGACAAAACAGAGGAGGGAACAGGAGGAGGUGAAGGAGAAGAAAAAGAAGAGGCCAAGGCCGAGGCAGGACCUGAGGAGGCCAAGACAGAGGGAGGGGAGGACAAGGCUGAGGGAGGAGAGGAGGAGAAGGCAGCAGGAGGCGGAACAGUGACACAACACGCCAACGAGAUUUGGACCUCGUUCAAGAAGCGCGUCAUCCCCAAGAGCAAACGGGCCAACACGGAGUGUGCCCCAACAGGAGAAGAGGAUGCCAAUGCAGCCGCAGUCCCAGGUGAGGAAGCAAAUGCAGAUGAAGGCAAGGACUCCAAAUCAGCCAAGGCCAAACGUUCCCACUUCGGCCGGGCAGUUUCCCUGAAGAAUUUCAUCAUGCGAAAGGGCAAAUCCAGCAGCGUUGACCAGGGCGAGGGUGCCAAGGAGGAAGGGGAGGCUGCAGAGGGAGGCGAUGCUGCAGAGGAGGGUGGUGCUGAUGGUGAAGCUGAGGAAGUAACCAAGGAGACCAAUGACAAAGAGGCAGCAACUGAGGAGAAGACGGAACCUGAGGAGACCACAGCCAAGGAGGAGAAGGAGCCAGAGCAGACAGCGACAGAAGCACCGGGGACCAAUGGCGAAACCGGUUGCUCCAAUGGCGUGGCGGAGGAGAACGCUACGGAAAAUCACCACGAGGAGGACAAGGAGCAGCCAACGGAAAGCAGCCCUGUGAAGAAAAGCAAGGAAUCUGGAGGGGUGAAAGAUGAUGCCAACGCCAAGAUCAUCAACGCCACAGCGGCCGUGAACAGCGACAAAAAGGCGGGAAACGUGUGAGGCCAAACAAAGAGGAUUAAAACUGCCCGGGAUUCGCUGAGCAAGGAGCUCUGAGCCCCACCCCCAACUCCUCCUCCUCCUCUUCCUCCUCUCUCCCUUCAUCCCUCCUACUUCCUCUUGAGUAAUCGGUGUAAUCACAUUUAAACAGAUCACCACGGUGAGAAAGAGAUGGUCGGAGCGAAUGAGAGGGUUGUAAUUCAUGUAGAUGAGAAGUAGAAAAAAAUUCUUACUCAGAAAGCAAUAAUCCCCCCCCAUCCCAGUCAUCCCUUCAUCCCUCCAUCUCCCUUCGUCCAGGUCAUGCAAACAAAAGUGCAUCCAGUUGUUUUUGUUUUGUUUUUUUAAGUUUUUCCUUGCUUGUCUGUGAGAUUUUAUAUUGUCUAUGAGAGAAAAGAAAACGCAGAAAUGUAAAAAAAUACAAAGUGAGACAUUCCUUCCCCUGUAGCUUCCCCCUUCAUCUCCUGUCCAGUUACUUAGCCUAUGUUCACUUCAGAAAGGAGGGUUUAAAUGUAAAGGAAAAAA